Vollenhovia emeryi is the source of this 2391-nucleotide messenger RNA. Its product is annotated as protein FAM45B-like. The record is from RefSeq and is a predicted model, not a curated record. The coding region runs from base 204 to 1262 and encodes 352 amino acids. Gene Ontology annotation, cellular component: late endosome. The transcript has 6 exons. Gene Ontology annotation, molecular function: guanyl-nucleotide exchange factor activity; small GTPase binding. Gene Ontology annotation, biological process: protein transport; regulation of early endosome to late endosome transport. NCBI's taxonomy places the organism in Eukaryota, Metazoa, Arthropoda, Insecta, Hymenoptera, Formicidae.
AGAGAGAGAGAGAGAUUCAAACAUAACCUCAAUUUCUACCGCAUUUGACAGUAGUCGAUACAAACGACACGGAGACCAAUAAUUUGCUCCAUUGGACUUAUACUAACAUUUAAUAAUAGAAAUGUAGCAUAUCCGAUACCGAGAGGUGUUAUUAUUCUUGGUUACUCUGUCCACGUCGAGUUACCUAUUUCAAGAGACUCCAAAUGGCACCGUUAACGGAUUUACUUUCCUGCAGUGUAAUCGAGAAAGACUGUAACGGGGACGUCUUGUGGACGUGGUCCUAUCCAGCGGUCACGGAGUCUCAGAAGACCGUCGUGACGAGAAAGUGCAACUUAAAGUCGGAGCACACGUCCCCCCACGUAUUCGUGUGCGCGAGACACGGCCACGACUGGUUCUACAUACACUGCAGCGAGGUGUUUGACUCUGACAAACUGCCGAAGGUGAAACAGUUUGCGCUGGUGCUCUUUGCCAAGGAUUUCAAUCCACAGAAGUACGAGGUGCUGUCGCGGGUUCUCAGCAAAAUGUAUUGCAAAACCGGUAAACCCACGGAGAUCUUGCAGCUGUACCUGUCUGUGUUCACGAAGGGCUCCUGUUCGACGCAGGAGAACGGAACGUUUGUCUCGGACGACUUCAACACUCAUUGUUUCGCGGCCAGCACCAACGUCAGAGAACUGAUUAAGACGUUCGAGUUGGAAACAAUUUUGAUAUACACCGCCCUCUUGCUGAAGAAGAAGAUUGUUGUGUAUCAUCACAGUCUGGAGCAGCUUCUCAAGUGGAUAAGAACAUUCCCAGCGUUGAUGAAGCAUAGGAGAGUCACUGACAAUCUCUUUCCCUGGAUCGACUUGGUAAACGACGAGUUGAUCGAACUCAAGAAAUAUUCGCACUACGUGGCAGGCUGCAGUAACAGCUCGAUAUCAUCAAGAACAGAUCUGUACGAUCUGCUCGUAAACAUUCCUGCCAGAGAGAUUACCGUAGCGCCGCAUGCCAAAGAGAGUCUCACAAUGACGAAGACCCACAAGGAAAUAGCCCUGUUUAUGGUCCAACUGUGCGAGAAUCAAAGCUACACGGAGGCGCAGGUUAUAUCCGAGAUAAACGACAAAACGCAAGAUCUUCUGAACCAGUUGACCUCGUUAGCGACGUUGCAAGCACCAGAUGGCAAGCGAAUGAUCUCCGUCGAGAUAUUUAAGGAGAAAAGCUUGGCGCCGGCUGUAGAGAGUUUUCUCAUCAAUUUAGCCAUUGCCGAGAAUCUCUUUGUAUUAUGAUAACGUUACAAACCAAAGUCUCCGAGCGUAUCCAUUAAGGUCCGGUUUUUCAUUUGCUUUUUUUGGUUUUCCCCCCAACCGCUAAGUUAUUUGGUGUGUCUUCUCGUUCUUAAUGUCUUUGGCUACACAAUUUUCCCGGUUCUUUUAAUGAAUUGAUAGAUAAGCGGUUUUUCAUUUACUUAAACGAAUUGAUUGAGUGUUAUCUAGGGGUUAGUCGAUUAUCUAUCUCUUCUUAGAUAAUAAUAUAGAAAAAGAUAGAGGGUCGACUAACCUCUGGUUAACAGUAAAUCGGAAAAUGAAACACCGGGCCUAAGUAUCUCUUUCUUCUCGUUUUCUACAAGUAUGUCUUACAUAUAUUGAGAUGUAAGCAUUCAUUGUUAUAUUCCACCAACAUUUUACGCUCAUUUGUUACUCCUUACCCAGUAAACGCCCAAUAAAAGUAAAAGUUACGUAACAUCAAUAUUAUAAUUUCCUAUUCAACAAUGCAAAUGUAAUAUAACAUGCGUGUUAUAUUGCGUUUACACUGUUGAGUGAGAAACUAUAAUAUUGAUAUUAUGUAACUGUUGCUUGGUGUUCAAUGGGUUAUUCUUACUCGACGGCCUGAACCCUCGAUAAUAUUAUAUAUUGAUACUGUUAUUUAUAUUUUUAAGAAAUAUUUAUGUACACAAAAAAUACUAAGUCUACACUUCUCUUUGUAUGAUUCUCUUUGUAUUCCUAAAUAUAAUUAUUACAAUAUUAUAUAUAAAUUAAAUAUAAAAUAUUUUUUGCCAAUAUAUGUCAAUAUCCAACUUCUUUUAUGCAUGUCAUUUGUAAUUGAAGUUUCAAUCCCUUUACGCCCUCGUAAUUUUGUAAAAUCACUGUCGUUUAAACUUUUCGUCGGUGUUUCGUACCUUUUAUGAUUGCGAGAUACACGAUUGAAUAUGUAUAUGCGUUAUCUUAAACAAAGUGUGGGAUACAAUUAAUAUUUUUUAUAAAAGUUACAAAUAUUUUUAUGCAUAACAAAUGUUUCCUCGUACGCUGGACUGCAAAGUUAAAUAUUUUAAGUUAAAGGCCAAGAAUUAAAUAAAACAGACGCGUCUAUUCAAAUGCAACGUGUCGCAAAAUCGGCGAUUAUACGCGUCUGAUUGCA